GUGCGUGCGCUCGGUGGCUAAGCAGUAAAAACAAAUUUAAUACCAAUCAGUGAAAUCAGCUGAGUUAAGCAAAUACCAGUGCCACUAGUCAUUAUCAAGCUGAAGGUAUAAUAUUGUAAACGUUAUCAGCCGUGCUGAAAAUCUGAACCCUUCGAUGGAAUUAGUCAUACCUCUUUAUGAACUUGCACUCACAGCGCCCAAAAAAUGACAGCGAACAAGUUUCGAUUAGAGGGUUCAAAUGUUGCAUGCGACAAAUGUGACGAUAAAAGAGACUUGUCUGGUGGUAAUGGAGAAAUUGCAAGAGGAUCUAGUCCCUGUUGCUCCGCGGAGGGAUCGAAGCUUCUGCUCUUGGCUAAUGGUCAGGCGGAGUUGGCGAACACCCUCAUUGCUGACCCACCGUUGGGACGUUGGCGCUUACCAUGGUUUCUCAUCAUAAUCUCUUUCGUGCAGGUUUUCGUGUACUUCAUUGCCAAUGAGUGCAUGAAUCAGCGUCUGAUGCUCAUCCCUGGUCAACCCUACGAAUGCUGGCGCUACAUCACCUACACGUUGUUGCAUUCUGAUCUCAUGCACCUGCUGUCGAAUGUCUCUCUCCAGUGCUUUAUCGGCGUCUGUCUGGAGAGCGAGCAGCCGCGCUGGCAGGUGGCCUUGAUUUAUGCCGCCGGCGGUGUAGCCGGUUCAUUGGUCACGGCAUACACACAGCCCGAGCUGUCGUUGUUGGGUGCCUCGGCGUGUGUUUAUGCGCUACUCACGAGCAACGUGCCGCACUUGGUGUUGAAUUUCCGUCAAUUAUCAAUCCGUUAUCUGCGCAUUGUCGCUUUGGUGAUUCUAUUGACAUCGGAUUUUGGUCUCACCCUAUUCCACUAUGCGGUCAACCAUAACGUUAACCCCCGUAUAUGCGUGCAGGCUCACAUUGCUGGCGGCACGACCGGACUCUGCCUCGGCUUUUUGCUCUUUUAUCGAUGCAAAUGCUAUUCCCGAUGGCGCCCCGAGUGUUGUUCGUCGAAUGCGUGAUAAAGAAGAUAAAUGGGAG
Ceratitis capitata (Mediterranean fruit fly) is the source of this 1030-nucleotide messenger RNA. Its product is annotated as protein rhomboid. Gene Ontology annotation, cellular component: membrane. The transcript has 4 exons. Bases 205 to 1011 code for a protein of 268 amino acids. The record is from RefSeq and is a predicted model, not a curated record. Lineage: Eukaryota; Metazoa; Arthropoda; Insecta; Diptera; Tephritidae. Gene Ontology annotation, molecular function: serine-type endopeptidase activity.